AUGCAGGGCGCUGCGCAGUCUCUGAGAGCCAGGAAAGCUGCUGAAAAGAAGGCGGCUAAGGAAAAAGCUGUUUUGGAGGCAAACUUCAGACCUCCUACUCCUCUCGAGGCCAACCCUGAGGUCGUUGUUGGUGCCGAGGCAACUGAUGAAGCUCGGGAUACGGUUUCGAUCGUUCCCGAGGUGGCCGGGCAUAUGUCCCCUACGACCGAUGUCCCCGAGGUGGUAGGGGCUCUGGUCAUUGCUGCUCCAGCCGCCGAGGCGAAAUCCAAAACUAAGGGAAAAAGACCCCGAGGUGAUGGCUCGGGAGUUUCUAGGAAGGAGAAAAGGAGUCGUAGCGAAACUCCAGAGUACAAGGACAAGAUCGCUUCGGCGAAUUUUGUCGCUUCGUGCUCGGGUCCGCCACUGUCUGCUCCCGAUGCCUUGUUGGAGGCUCAAAACUACCGUGAAACCACUGCUGGAUUCCUGAAGGCCUUCCAUUCGAUGAAUUCCAUGGUUCGGGCCUAUGAUUUUGGAGCUCGGAAGUCCGAGCUGGCCCGUGAGAGAUCGGAGACAUCCCGAGCUGAGGUCGAAGCUAGGUUGUCCGAGGCGAUCGCGGCUAAACAAGAAGCUGAGGUGUUGGCCAAGGCCGAGAAGGUGGAGCGAUUGAAAGCUUCUGAGGAUAGCCUGCGGACUCAGAGAAAGCUUGAGGUCGAGGUUGCGCGACUCCAUCGGUUAUUUACUGAAGAGAAGGCUCUCCGGGAGAAGGAGAUUGUCAGAGAACGGAGAGCAGCCAAAAGGGAGUUUGCCGAGAAGGUCAAGGCUAUCGAGGCGAAGAUGGACCAGUUCGGGAAGGUAUCCACGCGCUACAUGUACUUGGUGCAAGCGCGGGCCAAUGCCGAGCUGAUAGCUGAGCUGGAGGAAGGGAUAAAGGUAGAAGAUGAGAAGGCCGAGGUCCUUCAAUGGACGGCUGAGUAUGGGGACGCCGAGGAUGAGUACGUCCGUCUCGGAACCGAGCUGCGAGAGGACUUGAAGCUUCCUCCAGUUUCCCCGGACUCUGUCGACGAUAGCUUCGGGAACCGUUCGAUCGAGGGUGCCGCGGCUGCGAUAAGUGUUGCCGACCAGUCGGGUUCGAACCGAGGUACCGAGGUAGCUCAAGUUUCGCCGGUUAACCAAGACUCGAUCUGA
Molecule: messenger RNA, 1164 nt
Organism: Arabidopsis lyrata subsp. lyrata
Lineage: Eukaryota; Viridiplantae; Streptophyta; Magnoliopsida; Brassicales; Brassicaceae
Exons: 2
Coding region: 1-1164 (387 amino acids)
Source: RefSeq, a predicted model, not a curated record